CUGAUGUUUAUGUGAAGGUGGCCUGAUUUCCCCUGGAGCAGCGCUUCUUAUCGCUUCAACAGCUCUGGGUUCUAGUCUUAUACAGACUCUUGGAUAUCCACUCGUGUUUUUUUGGUCUACAUUGGCUAGCAUCUAUUUAGACGCGUCCUGAAAAUGACGGAUCUUUCCAGCUCGGAGUUUGAGAUCGACGUGGAGGGCCUGGAAACGGAGAGCGAUGAUCAGGCGGUGUUCACCGAACCCGGGGAGGAGGACGCGGGGACCAAAGACGAUGACAAAAGCAGCCGCUUGAACCUCGGCUCUGGAGACCAGCGCAAAAUGAGCCGCACUCCGAAAUGCGCCCGCUGCAGGAACCACGGCGUGGUGUCUUGUCUGAAGGGGCACAAGAGAUUCUGCCGGUGGAGAGACUGCCAGUGCGCGAACUGCCUGCUGGUGGUGGAGAGACAGCGCGUAAUGGCUGCUCAAGUGGCACUGCGGAGACAGCAAGCGACCGAGGACAGAAAGGGAAUAUCCGGGAAGCAAAUUCCGGUGGAAAGAAGAAGUAUAUAUCAGCGACACAUCCGUCCAUCGACCAUGCUGGCAAAAAGUAUUUUAGAAGGAUAUCGUCCAGUGCAGAACGACCCGUUUCUGGGUUCUGCUCUGCCCCCUCCUCUGAGCGACCGCAUGAGGAAGAGACGAGCCUUUGCCGACAAGGAGCUGGAGACCAUCAUGCUGGAACGAGAGUAUAAAGAACGAGAGCUUCUCGAGUCCAACCAGCCCAGCUCUGCCUCGCUCUUCCUCCCUGGCAGUAUGGUCCAUGCUGCUGAGUAUAACUCCUACAAGACGGCCUUCUCAUCCUCCUCGGCCUCUUCCACGGUCGAACCUUCUCCCAAAGAUCUGUGUGGUUUUCUGCCCGGCUGUCUGGAUCUCUCCCUGCAGUAUGCUGCCACAGGUGGGACGACAGCUAACAUGGAGCUCAUCUCCUCCAAUGUGAGCGUAGCGACCACCUACCGCCAGUACCCGCUCUCACCGCGCUUCGUAAUGUGGCCGCGGGGCAGCAGCGGUAUUAGCGAUGCCCUGUUAUACCAGCAGUGUCUCCUGAACGCCACCGCAGUCCAGAACUUGAAACCUGGAGCUGUUUGGGAUCCAAAGAUGAUGACCUCCACCGAGAGCCACCCGCCCGAGCAGGAGCCGGCCGCGUCCAGGCUCGAGGGCUCUCGAGUGGCUCCAGAGCCGUGUGACCUCCAGCCGGGGCCCAGAGAGGCUCAGACAGGACUCGGCCAGAACGGAAAUGCCCGUUCAGCCUUCUCGCCUCCUAAGAGGGUGUAUGGACAAGCUUUCCCUCCGCACGCAGGGAGCCAUGAGCAUGUGAUCAACAACAUGAGCAAAGACACUGCCAAGCGGCCACAAGUAAAUGCAGCAAUUCAGAGAGUAAAAACGGACAGCUAA
Sinocyclocheilus rhinocerous is the source of this 1425-nucleotide messenger RNA. Its product is annotated as doublesex- and mab-3-related transcription factor 2-like. Gene Ontology annotation, biological process: sex differentiation; regulation of transcription by RNA polymerase II. The transcript has 4 exons. Gene Ontology annotation, cellular component: nucleus. The coding region runs from base 154 to 1425 and encodes 423 amino acids. Lineage: Eukaryota; Metazoa; Chordata; Actinopteri; Cypriniformes; Cyprinidae. The record is from RefSeq and is a predicted model, not a curated record. Gene Ontology annotation, molecular function: RNA polymerase II cis-regulatory region sequence-specific DNA binding; DNA-binding transcription factor activity, RNA polymerase II-specific.